Cylicostephanus goldi is the source of this 840-nucleotide messenger RNA. The record is from the annotation of a GenBank genome assembly. NCBI's taxonomy places the organism in Eukaryota, Metazoa, Nematoda, Chromadorea, Rhabditida, Strongylidae.
AUGGCUGAAGAAGCUAAGGAGACAAAGGAGUCCAAGGACAAUCUGAAGACGGCCCAUGGUCCAAUAUCGGCGAUGCAUCCACCGCAGUCAAGCACUCCUAAGCACGAGCCGAGGAUAGCUCGUUUUACUGCUUCCAUACUGGUGUUAUGGACAUUGGGAGUAUCUCAGAUGAUUAGUCAAAGGCUAGCUAGCGGUGCAACAUUACCUAUUGCUCAGCUGCUAUUUGUCUUCCUUUGUGCCUAUACGCAUGAGUGGAACUAUGUACACGGGGAAGGUCUGACGAGAGCCAGAAGAGCCUAUUUCGACAUUGUGAACGUGCUAGAGACGUAUCAAACCCGUGCAAGAACGAUGGGACACCUAUUUGAUCCGGGACCACCUACACCUAUGGUUUCGUUCAGCAAAGAAAAGGUGGAAGGUGAAGACAGGCCAGGCGCUACUCAUGAAGCCAGUACUGAAAAGACCGACUUCACCCUCGCUCGAGAUGCCCAUUACGCUAACAUGUAUCAAAUUGCGAUGAAGUUCAAUAAGGAGCUGGAAAUGAUGCAAAAAAACCUUACCUCAACCUUUUUUCAGGCUGGGAUAGCUGAGAAAAAAGAUUCAAAAGAAUCAUCAGGCUCUGGCACCGACGCUGGCGCACCAAAAGGCUCGAAGAAAGAGAAGAAAAAAUCGAAAAAUGGCAGUAAAAAAUCAAACAGGUCAAAAGGGUCCAGGAAGAAAGGCAGUAAGAGUGGCAAGAAGAGUAGCAAGAAGGGCAGCAAGAGGGAGAGCAAGAAGGACAGUAAAAAUGGCGGCAAGAACAAUGAUCCGAUUAGCAGUGAUCGUAAUGUUAUGAAAAUGUAG